CAGUGGGCAAAGCUCAAAGCUUUUUUCUUUCCCCCCCCUCUCUCUCUCUUCAUUCAUAGUGGAGAGAAAUUCCGCAACUGAUCAUUCUCUGCUCAUCUUCACCUUCAGCUCAAACUUGCUUUGCCAAAUGCUUAUAGUGAGCUAACGUGCGAGGUUUUGGUGAAAUGAGAGCGAGAGCGUGUUUUUGAAGUUAUCCAGGGGCGGAAAUGGAUCACAAGUCGUGGCUAUGGAAGAAGAAAUCUUCAGAAAAGAAUAAUGUAGUUGAUGGUGAGACCAGAAGGCUAUCCUUUAGCAGGAAUGAAGAGGAGGUACAUAUGCUUUUGAAUGGUAAAGCAGAAUUGGAGAGAGAGAUAAAGGAUUUGAAUGAUAAACUUUCUUCUGCUCUCUCCGAGUGUAAUGCGAAAGAUGAUUUUGCACAGAGACAAGCAAACAUUGCACAGGAAGCAAUUGCAGGUUGGGAGAAGGCAGAGGCAGAAGCAAUAUUCGUGAAACAAGAACUUGAAAAAGCUCUUUAUGAGAUAGAAGCUGGUGAUGAGAGAUUAGUUAAUUUGGAUGCAGCGCUAAAGGAAUGUAUGCAGCAGUUGCGUUCUGUGCGAGGAGAGCAGGAGAAGAGGAUCCAUGAUGCAGUGUUUGAAACAUCCAAAGAAUUUGAGAAAACAAGGAUUGUGUUGGAGGAAAAAUUAGCAGAGGCCGGCAACAGGCUUGCAAAAUUAGGGGCUGAAAAUAAUCAACUCAGUAAGGCUCUCUUGGCGAAGGAAAAGGUUAUUGAAAAUUUAAGUGCUCAAAGGGCUCAGGCAGAAAGAGAAUUCAAUUCUCUGAUGACUAGACUUGACACUUUAGAAAAGGAGAAUGCUUCUCUAAAGUAUGAGGUCCGUGUCAUUGAGAAGGAUCUUGAGAUCCGAAAUGAGGAGCGAGAAUUUAAUCGUAGAACAGCCGAUGCUUCACACAAGCAACACCUGGAGAGUGUAAAAAGAAUUGCAAAAUUGGAAUCUGAAUGCCAAAGGCUGCGGCUUCUUGUUAGGAAGAGGUUGCCAGGCCCUGCUGCCAUGGCCAAAAUGAAGAAUGAAGUUGAAAUGCUGGGCAGAGAUCAAGGUGAAACAAGGAGAAGGAAGUCAAAUCCUUCUCCAUUUGGUUCAAUGGACUCCACAGGGGAUGUGGCUCCUGAUACACCCAACAAAAAAAUUGACUUGCUGACUGAGCAAUUGUGCAUGAUGGAAGAAGAAAAUAGGCAUCUCAGAGAAGCCCUUGAUAGAAAGGCAAAUGAAUUCCAACUUUCCAAAGAUAUGUAUGCUCAUGCUGUUUCCAAAUCAUCACAGGCUGAAGGGCAGUUCAAUAAAAUCCCAACAAAUUGCUUAGCCGUGGAUGCAGAGAAACAUCUACAAUCUGCCCAAGAACACUCUGUUAUGUCAUUGUCUGAUGUGGGCAGUGAUGAUAAAGCAAGUUGUGCCGAGUCCUGGGCCUCUGCUUUGAUAUCAGAGCUGGAGCAUUUUAAGAAUGAAAAGCAGACAGGAACUCCGUCUUAUAAAAACAUUGGAGCUUCUGACAUGAAUCUGAUGGAUGACUUUGUAGAGAUGGAAAAGUUAGCUGUGGAGAUCGUAGAUAACUCUACUGCAACUCAUUCUUACACUUUACAUAAAGAUUGUGCAGUUGACGGGGUCCAAUCCCAGCCUAGUGGACAUUCUGUAGAUGCAGCUGACAGAGAGCAAGCUCCAGUGAGUGACUGUCUAUUAGAGCAUUCGGCAUCUACCCAGAAUUUUCAGUCUGAAGACAUAUCAAAUAAUCAUGUUUCUAGUUUACUUGAAGUGCUCCUUGAGCAAUCCCGCACAAUGCAAAGAAAUCCCAAUGAUAUACUAGAAGACAUCAAAAUUGCUUUGGCACAUAAAUCUCCUUCAGAUCUGAAGUUUGUAGGUGCCAAGGAAAGCUCAAUUUAUUGUGAUACACCGUAUCCUCCACCUAAAGUUGGUGAGUUCGUUUCUUUGGGAUCUCCAGAUGAGUCUAGAAGGGGGGAUUCACCACAUAAAGAAACAAGGGAUAAUUUGUCAGCAGCAAAUAAGAGCAACCAUGAGAUCCAGUCACAUAUAGGUCCAUCCAUUACCAAAGUAAUUGAAAUCAUAGAAGGGGUUUUACCAUAUAGGGAUUCAGACACACAAACUGACUUCACGGUUCGUCAUUUCCAGUGGAAAACUUCUGAGCUCUCUGUGAUUUUGCGAGAAUUUGUCCAAAUUUGCCACAACUUAUUGGAUGGGAAUGCUGACUUUGAGAAAUUUGCCGAGCAGUUAACUUGUACCUUGGAAUGGAUUGUCAACCAUUGUUUCUCCCUUCAGGAUGUUUCAAGCAUGAAAGAUGCAAUCAAAAAUCAUUUUGACUGGGAUGACUUGCAAAGCGAGUGUGAGGUGGAACCUGGGAUGAUUAGUCACAUAUCAGAAGUAAAGAAAGUUCAUGUCUGUGGAGAACCAUCAUCAGACUUGAUAGUUGCUUCUUGUGACCAUGAAGGAUCUUCAGAAGUGAAAGAAAUUCCACUAAUUGAAAAUGAUGGAUGUAGAAUAUAUAAUAAUGAAUUUGCACAAGAGGAAACCAUGAAGGAGGAUCUAGAUUGGAAACUGCAAUCAAAGACUGUUGAAACUGAUUCGUUGAUGAUUCAGCUUCAAGAAUCAGAAAGCAUAAUCAAAAGCUUGCGACUAGAAGUAGAAAACCUUAGGGAUUUAAAGUUGAUGAUUGAGGAACAAGCUGAAAAAGACAAGCUUAUGAAAGAAGACCUUGAGAUGGAGCUCACAGCAACCAAACUGGAAUUAAAUGAAGCUUACCAGAAAUAUUCUCAUCUAGAAAAGGAAAUGGAGAGCAGAAAAAGCUCAUCUAGAGAGCCUGGGUCUGCACAUGAUAAACUUCAGUUCUAUGAAGAAAGCAUCUCAAACAAAGAAAUUCCUCAGCAUGAUGUGGACAAUGAAGAAAAGCUACUCCAACAUGACCGGGAUAUCACAGCAGCUUCGGAAAAGUUGGCAGAGUGCCAGGAAACUAUUUUAAACCUGGGAAAGCAGCUGAAGGCAUUGGCUACACCGAGGGAUGCAGCCCUUUUUGAUAGUGUCAUCCCUGUCACCGCCUAUAGCAGCACUGAUACAGUGACAAAUCCUAACAAGGACCUGGGGCGUCGCACAUCUCUUCUCGACAAAAUGAUAGAUGAGGACAAUGAUAGUCGAGGUCGUAAGGCUCCUAGUACCAAGGAACUUAUUUUGAAUGGCAAUCCCCAUCCUGCUUCUGGUGCCAACAAUGCAAUAGAACAUCCAGAAGAGGUUAGAUCUCCAAACGGGAAUCGAAAUGCAGCAGAUGAAGAUCUUGUUGCUGUCGGCUCCUUAGCUAUUGUUCCCAGUAAGAAAAAGAAUGGAGGAUUGUUGAAAAAGAUAUUUUCCAGGAAGAAACAUUGUUGCAAAACGACCCUCUCAUGAGCCUCAAAAUGGUAAGACCAAUCUUCGGAAUGAAUCUGAGUGUGCUGACAGAAAAUUUGUUUGACUUUCACUCCUAUCUUGCUUGUAGUGGGGAGUAAAUUUUGUGUGCCCUUUUUCAGCUUUUCCCCCCAUAAUAUUUUGUAAAGUAUCUUUAUUCUGCUUGUAGCAGUUUCUGCACUCCUUUUGUGUGCAUAUAUGCAGAAACAUGUACAAAGAUAACUACAUUCAGAACCACGCUUGAUAAUGAAGUUCCAUUGCUCAGAGUUCA
Ipomoea triloba (trilobed morning glory) is the source of this 3708-nucleotide messenger RNA. Its product is annotated as filament-like plant protein 7. Bases 207 to 3440 code for a protein of 1077 amino acids. The transcript has 6 exons. Lineage: Eukaryota; Viridiplantae; Streptophyta; Magnoliopsida; Solanales; Convolvulaceae. The record is from RefSeq and is a predicted model, not a curated record.